CUGCCCGGCCCUGCUCCGCGCGCCCGGCGGAGACGCGAGACGGGGCCGAACUCGCCCCGCCCAGCCCAGCCCCGGCCUGAGCCCUCCGCGUGGACCGGUCUUAUUUAUUCAGAGUAGCCACCUUGGCCUCAACGCCCCCUCGGCCGCGGGCUGCGCGGGCCAGAGCACCGACCCCGCACCCCUCUAUCGCCUGCAGGGCCUGAGAGCACAGGCCGGUAGAGCCCCGCCGCUAACGCCCGUCCCCUGCCUCCGCGCGCCACGCCCAGCCGCGCCCCACUUAGGAGUUCUCGCUGCUCAUUGGUCGCCUGGCCUGCCAAUCCGAGAGACGUCGACGAAUCGCGCUUUAGGAAAGGAAAAACUCGCGGAAAAAGUUUACACACCUGGCCAGGACGCGAGCCUAACGCCUCCAAGCGGCGGGCUGUACUGGGAGGAGCUAUUUGCAUAACGGCCACCUCUCGGCCCGGCUCGGGUCCCGCCCGUCACCCAACUACGUAUCUGUUGGACUAGAGGCCCGUCACUCCGACCCAGGCAAACCUGUGGCGGGGCGGGAAGAGUCUGUGUGGGCGGGGCCGAGAGCGGAUUGGCUGUGGGAGUUUCGGCGAGGCGGAUAUAAGACCGCGGCCCCGGGCGGGCGGGAGAGAGUGGGGAGGAGCUGGGCGCGCUCGCGGCGGCCGGUGGCGACCGUUAGUUGGCCCCGCGGACGGACGCUCCCUGCUUUCUCGCCUUAACGUCGCUUGCCCCUCUUUCACCCAAGAUGUGCGCCCGCGGCCCGGCCAUCGGCAUCGACCUGGGCACCACCUACUCCUGCGUGGGGGUCUUCCAACAUGGCAAGGUGGAGAUCAUCGCCAAUGACCAGGGCAACCGAACCACCCCCAGCUACGUGGCCUUCACGGACACCGAGCGCCUCAUCGGCGACGCGGCCAAGAACCAGGUGGCCAUGAACCCCACCAACACCAUCUUCGACGCCAAGAGGCUGAUCGGGCGCAAAUUCGAGGAUGCCACGGUGCAGUCGGACAUGAAACACUGGCCGUUCCGCGUGGUGAGCGAGGGAGGGAAGCCGAAAGUGCAGGUGGAGUACAAGGGGGAGAUGAAGACCUUCUUCCCGGAGGAGAUCUCCUCCAUGGUGCUCACGAAGAUGAAGGAGAUCGCCGAGGCCUACCUGGGGGGCAAGGUGCAGAGCGCUGUCAUCACGGUGCCCGCCUAUUUCAACGACUCGCAGCGCCAGGCCACCAAGGACGCGGGCACCAUCACCGGCCUCAACGUGCUGCGGAUCAUCAACGAGCCCACGGCGGCGGCCAUCGCCUACGGCCUGGACAAGAAAGGCUGCGCGGGCGGCGAGAAGAACGUGCUCAUCUUCGACCUGGGCGGCGGCACCUUCGACGUGUCCAUCCUGACCAUCGAGGACGGCAUCUUCGAGGUGAAGUCCACGGCCGGCGACACCCACCUGGGCGGCGAGGACUUCGACAACCGCAUGGUCAGCCACCUGGCCGAGGAGUUCAAGCGCAAGCACAAGAAGGACAUUGUGCCCAACAAGCGCGCGGUGCGGCGGCUGCGCACGGCCUGCGAGCGCGCCAAGCGCACCCUGAGCUCGUCCACCCAGGCCAGCAUCGAGAUCGACUCGCUGUACGAGGGUGUGGACUUCUACACGUCCAUCACCCGCGCGCGCUUCGAGGAGCUCAACGCCGACCUCUUCCGCGGGACCCUGGAGCCGGUGGAGAAGGCGCUGCGCGACGCCAAGCUGGACAAGGGCCAGAUCCAGGAGAUCGUGCUGGUGGGCGGCUCCACCCGCAUCCCCAAGAUCCAGAAGCUGCUGCAGGAUUUCUUCAACGGCAAGGAGCUGAACAAGAGCAUCAACCCCGAUGAGGCGGUGGCCUACGGCGCGGCGGUGCAGGCGGCCAUCCUCAUCGGAGACAAGUCCGAGAACGUGCAGGACCUGCUGCUGCUCGACGUGACCCCGCUGUCGCUGGGCAUCGAGACGGCCGGCGGCGUCAUGACCCCGCUGAUCAAGAGGAACACCACGAUCCCCACCAAGCAGACGCAGACCUUCACCACCUACUCGGACAACCAGAGCAGCGUGCUGGUGCAGGUGUACGAGGGCGAACGGGCCAUGACCAAGGACAACAACCUGCUGGGCAAGUUCGACCUGACCGGUAUUCCCCCGGCACCCCGCGGAGUCCCGCAGAUCGAGGUCACCUUCGACAUCGAUGCCAACGGCAUCCUCAACGUCACCGCCGCCGACAAGAGCACCGGUAAAGAGAACAAAAUCACCAUCACCAACGACAAGGGUCGUCUGAGCAAGGACGACAUCGACCGGAUGGUGCAGGAGGCGGAGCGGUACAAGUCGGAAGACGAGGCUAAUCGCGAUCGCGUCGCAGCCAAAAACGCGGUGGAGUCCUACACGUACAACAUCAAGCAGACAGUGGAAGACGAGAAACUGAGGGGCAAGAUCAGCGAGCAGGAUAAAAACAAGAUCCUCAGCAAGUGCCAGGAAGUGAUCAACUGGCUCGAUCGAAACCAGAUGGCGGAGAAAGACGAGUACGAACACAAGCAGAAAGAGCUGGAAAGAGUGUGCAACCCCAUCAUCAGCAAACUUUACCAAGGCGGUCCUGGCGGCUGCGGCGGGGGACCCGGGGCCUCCGGGGGCCCCACCAUCGAAGAAGUGGACUAAUGCUUGCACGCAAUCAACAUGAAGUUCCUGGCUUGAAUUACCAACAACUUAAAGGGAGAAGAAUCUGGGUAAACUUUUCUACCCUCCCUCCCCCUUAAUAAAGCAACCUGACUGGGAUCUCC
Messenger RNA from Chinchilla lanigera (long-tailed chinchilla), 2790 nucleotides. It is a transcript of the gene Hspa2, whose product is annotated as heat shock 70kDa protein 2. Gene Ontology annotation, biological process: cellular response to unfolded protein; vesicle-mediated transport; protein refolding. Gene Ontology annotation, molecular function: ATP-dependent protein folding chaperone; misfolded protein binding; ATP hydrolysis activity. Lineage: Eukaryota; Metazoa; Chordata; Mammalia; Rodentia; Chinchillidae. The record is from RefSeq and is a predicted model, not a curated record. Gene Ontology annotation, cellular component: cytosol; plasma membrane; cytoplasm.